Molecule: messenger RNA, 816 nt
Organism: Ipomoea triloba (trilobed morning glory)
Lineage: Eukaryota; Viridiplantae; Streptophyta; Magnoliopsida; Solanales; Convolvulaceae
Exons: 2
Coding region: 1-759 (252 amino acids)
Biological process (GO): rRNA base methylation
Cellular component (GO): cytoplasm
Molecular function (GO): rRNA (uridine-N3-)-methyltransferase activity
Source: RefSeq, a predicted model, not a curated record
AUGAUCUUGAAUCUUUCUGAGCAUUCUGAGGAAUCUUGGUCUGAAGAAAGUGAGACGGUUGAGUUGGAUCAAGAAAACAUUAGUUCUCCUACUUCAAGCUAUUUCCCUAACCAUUAUUUGCAAGAAGAAAAGUGGGCAAAACACUAUAGUAGCUGCCACGAGAUUCUGCUAGUGGGAGAAGGAGACUUCUCCUUCUCUGCCAGCUUAGCUGCAGCCUUUGGCUCUGCUGCUAACAUGACUGCCACAUCUCUCGACUCCGAGGAGUUUCUGAAAUCAAAUUAUUGCUUAGCUACUGUCCACCUUAAAGAGUUGAAAAGAAGGGGCUGCAAGGUGAUUCAUGGUGUAGAUGCUACUUCCAUGGCAAACCAUCCCUACCUGAUUGGCUCCACAUUCGACCGUAUAAUCUUCAACUUUCCACAUUCUGGGAUUUUCAAGAGCCAAGGGCACCGCCGCAUAUCUCAGAUUCGUCAUCAAGCGCUUGUGCGGGAGUUUCUGGGAAAUGCCAAGCAACUGUUAGGCGAAAACGGCGAAAUCCACAUCACUCACAAGUCAAAUGGAUUCCAUCUGCAAUGGAAUAUAGUUUCGCUUGCAAUCGAGCAGGGGCUUGAGCUUGCAGAUUCUGUUGAUUUUGAUGUGAGUGACUAUCCAGGUUAUAGCAACAAGUAUGGAUUUGGAGGUGACAGGACCUUUGAUUUCCUUCCUAGUAAGUCUUACAUGUUCAGACAUCCUGGUACACUGCAUAUACCCUGGGAUUGCUGAUUAUCCAAAGCCAUCCUGCAAAUCUGCAAUUGAGAACAUGUAAGAAAAUUGUUUAAA